Messenger RNA from Xenopus tropicalis (tropical clawed frog), 2308 nucleotides. RefSeq names its product tubulin monoglycylase TTLL3. Lineage: Eukaryota; Metazoa; Chordata; Amphibia; Anura; Pipidae. The record is from RefSeq and is a predicted model, not a curated record. The transcript is spliced from 5 exons. Bases 54 to 1721 code for a protein of 555 amino acids. Gene Ontology annotation, molecular function: ligase activity; metal ion binding; nucleotide binding.
CUAAAAGGUCGACUCGCGGAGGACGUGUGCGAUUAGACGUCCUCUCCACAGCUAUGGAAAUAUGUGAGACGUACCUUAACAAUAAGGAGCACAAUGACAUAGACCAGAAAGUGUCUAAACUUAAAUCACCUGAACUCUGGAAAGAAUUCUUACAUAGCUAUUACCGGGUCAUCCAUGACGGCGCAUCUAUAGACCAUGCUCACCUCUAUGCAGAGCAGUGCCGUUAUCUCUUAAAUAAGCUAGAAGCAGUGUUCCCACAGUUAGAUAUUGAAGGUGGAAGGAACAUCUGGAUUGUAAAACCCGGAGCUAGAUCCCAAGGAAAAGGGAUUACGUGCAAGGAUAAUUUGGAACGCAUACUAUCAGUUGUGGAUUUUGAUCCAGUGAUGGUAGAUGAUGAAUUAUGUGUAGUGCAGAAAUACAUUGAGCGGCCACUCCUAAUCCAUGGAACCAAAUUUGAUGUGCGUCAGUGGUUCAUGGUAACGGAUUGGAACCCUUUGACUGUAUGGUUCUACAAGAGGUGUUAUCUCCGCUUCUCAUCUCAGUGUUUCUCUUUGGAGACUCUACACAGCUCUGUACAUCUAUGCAACAAUGCCGUACAGAAGCAUUAUAAGAAUUCCCCAAAACGUCACCCAGAUCUUCCUGCUGAGAACAUGUGGUUCGACCACCAGUUCAAGGAUUAUCUGCAGCAGAUAGGAGCAACCAAUGCUUGGGAUGACAUAAUCUUGCCAGGAAUGAAAGAAAUUAUCAUCCAAACAAUGAAGAGUGCACAGGAUAAAGUCGAGCACAGGAAAAAUACUUUCCAUCUAUACGGUGCAGACUUUAUGUUUGGCGAGAAUUUCCAGCCAUGGCUGAUAGAAAUCAAUGCCAGCCCUGCACUCUCAAAAGCUACAUCAGUAAGCAGCAGGCUCAGUGCACAGGUCCAAGAAGACAUCCUACGUGUCAUUCUUGACCGAAAACAAGACAGCGAGUGUUAUGUGGGAGACUUUGAGCUCCUAUAUCAACAGCCUGUCAUCAAAACAAUUCAAGCUCAAAGACCAGACCUGCUAGUGAAAGGAACGGCUAUUAGAAAACCACAUCUCUUAGAAAAGCGUUAUGCUGCUAGGGACACCCAGCCUGACAUCCAGAAAGCUAGUGUCAAACCUAGCAUUAAAGUGCAAGUUGAAAGCCUAGAAGGAGCCAAGCAGUGCACCAAACAGAUACCAGAAACAAUCCAAAAGGCAAAGGACCCUGUGGUGCCAAAGAAAGAUCUAAAGCUCCUUAAUGUGAAUUUUGAUCAAGCAAAGAUAGUGAGAAAAGAGAAAGUAAGAGAUCAUAGCAAAGAAAGAGACAACCAAAGAUUCACCAAACUUGCAACAGAAAAGCCUCUAAAAGUGAAGGAAUCUGUGUUACAUAAGGAAAGAGACUUUAUAGAUCUAAAGCUUCCUAAACUAGAACCUGUCCAAGCAAAGCCAAAGAGGAAAGAGACUAAACAACUACGAGACCGAAGCAAUGAAAGAGCGAAUGAGAGCCUGUAUAGGCUCUCCAACACCAAACCUGUAUUAGAAAAGCCUUUUAAGGUAAAUGAUACAGUCAAAAAACUUGAUGACAAAGAAAAGCUUAAACAACAUCCAUGUAUAUUCUGCAAAGGGCAAAUAUGUACUUGCCCCAAGCCUAAGAAACCAGCUUUUGUGAGUACUGGUUUUCCCUCAGAUAUUUUAAAGAGACCAAAAGUGAAUAAGUAAUGAGAAUAACAGUGAGAAAAUGAAGAGAAGAAAGAAGAAGAGACAACAUAAAUGGUACUCAGAAUAGUGCAAGGAAUAACGCCUGAUCAUAACCGUUUCAUGCCUGUUCUAUCUCAGGAUAGAUGAUCAUGGCUGCAUGUUAAGACUGUUUUGACAUGAAAAUAUUCCCCACAUUUUAUCGUUCUUUGAAUCUCUGUGCCGCAUGGGAGGGUGGGUUGGAUGAGGAAGGACAGUUGCCCUUCCUCACGUGAGCGGAACAGGGAGUGGGGACUACCUCUGAGUACCUUUGUCAUUAGUGAUAUACACAGAUGGACUAAAAAUACAGAAAAAUAUGCAGAGGAGAGAAUAAUGACCAAACAGAAUCACUAGUAACUACAGUAAUGGAUCAGAAGAUAAGAAAAGAUUUUGAUGGAUCCCCAUCAUAUAAAACGCUAAAAAAAAUCUAGAAUUUUUCUAGCUUCAGGAGUCGGCGUAUCAGUUGGAGGGAACCAUCCAUAAGGAAGUGUCAGUCAGAUGACUGGAAGUUAACUUCCCAGAUAACCACUUGCUACUUCUUGUAUAAAUAAAAUAUCACAUUUUUCUGUUUA